AUGAAUUCCUCUUUUUAUUCUUCUCCUUCAUUUGUUUUCAUCUCUUCUUUCUACCUGUCCAUCUACAGUAAUACAAAAAAUCCGUUUCUUUUCUCUCUUUAUUCUGUCUCUCUUUUUAUUUUGUCUUCUUUUGUCUCUCUUUUCCCCGUGUUUUUUGCCACUCUUUUUUUCCCGUGUUUUUUGCCACUCUUUUUUUCCCGUGUUUUUUGCCACUCUUUUUUUCCCUGUGUUUUUUGCCACUCUUUUUUUCCUGUUUUUUUGCCCUUUUUUUUUCCCGUGUUUUUUGCCACUCUUUUUUUUCCCCGUGUUUUUGCCACUUUUUUUUUUCCGUGUUUUUGUUUUUUGCUCUUUUUUUCCCCGUGUUUUUUGCCACUCUUUUUUUCCCGUGUUUUUUGCCACUCUUUUUUUCCCCGUGUUUUUUGCCACUCUUUUUUUCCCGUGUUUUUUGCCACUCUUUUUUUUCCCCUGUUCUUUUUCUCUCUUCCUGUUCUUUUUGUCUCUCCCUUUUUUUUUUCUGACCUUCUUUCAUCUCUUUUUUUUUUUGCCUGUGUGUUUUUUUUGUUUUUUCCUGCUAGCCAGUCUUUUUAUUUUUGUCUCUCUCAUCUCAUUUAUUUAAGAUUUUUUUCAGGCAAGUAA
Messenger RNA from Acanthosepion pharaonis, 636 nucleotides. NCBI's taxonomy places the organism in Eukaryota, Metazoa, Mollusca, Cephalopoda, Sepiida, Sepiidae. The record is from the annotation of a GenBank genome assembly.